This is a messenger RNA of Sphaerodactylus townsendi, 4515 nucleotides long. RefSeq names its product homeobox C12 (gene HOXC12). The transcript has 2 exons. The record is from RefSeq and is a predicted model, not a curated record. Gene Ontology annotation, molecular function: sequence-specific double-stranded DNA binding; DNA-binding transcription factor activity, RNA polymerase II-specific. NCBI's taxonomy places the organism in Eukaryota, Metazoa, Chordata, Lepidosauria, Squamata, Sphaerodactylidae. The coding region runs from base 2 to 805 and encodes 267 amino acids. Gene Ontology annotation, biological process: regulation of DNA-templated transcription.
AAUGGGCGAACAUAAUCUCCUUAAUCCUGGGUUUGUGGGACCGUUGGUGAACAUCCACACGGGAGACACCUUCUAUUUCCCCAAUUUCCGAACCUCCGGAGGACAGCUGCCCGGCUUGCCGUCUCUCUCCUACCCAAGAAGGGACAAUGUCUGUUCUCUGCCCUGGGCUUCCUCCGAACCGUGCAACGGAUACCCCCAGCCCUACCUCAGCAGCCCCGUGUCCAUUAACCCUUCCUUCGGCCGAGCCUGCGACCUAGCUAGAGUGGAAGAGAGCAAGUGCUACUAUAGGGAGGCGUGCUCCGAGAACAGCCCCCUCAAAAGGGAAGAGCGGGGAAGGGACUCUGCCCUGAUGCCCCUCGAGGCCGGGAUCCCCAAUGGAAUGAGCGGCAAUUUCGGCAAAUUUGACUACCCGGCGGCCGAGGCGGUGUCCCACGACCCCCCUUCCUGCCAGUCCUUAGAGUCAGACUCCAGCUCUUCCUUGCUCAAUGAAGGGAAUAAGGGCGCCGCCAGCGAGCCGUCCACCCUGAUCUCCCCUCUCAACCAAGGAAGCAAUCUUUCCGCUGGGGGUGCACCCUGGUACCCGAUGCAUACAAGGUCCCGAAAAAAACGAAAACCCUAUUCCAAACUGCAGCUAGCGGAGCUGGAAGGGGAGUUUAUGGUCAAUGAAUUCAUUACCCGCCAAAGAAGAAGGGAGCUUUCAGACCGGUUAAACCUGAGCGACCAACAGGUGAAGAUCUGGUUCCAGAACCGGCGAAUGAAAAAGAAAAGACUCCUCCUGCGAGAACAAGCCCUGUCUUUCUUUUAAAAGUUCCGACCGAGGUCCACCUUGGGUCACCACCGCAGAGAACUUGGUCAGUUGAUGGGCCCCGGGACUUUUUCACCUGACCUGGUCUGAUCUAGCCAGUUUAGAUGGCUUCUUUCUUUUCUCUCUUCUCCUUAAAACAAAGAAUCGGUAUCCUUUACGAAACAUCCAACAGCAGACCUGUAUGCGAGCGUGCUUCUGGGUGGGUGGAUGCGUGUAUGAGAGAGAGGGUGCGUGGGAAGAUCCUUCUCUUCUACUCUGGACCUGUUGGGAAAGUCCCCAAUGUGAAUACGCAGAGAAAUAAGCCCCUCCGUCAAUCAGCCGGGGUGUCUAUUGUUCAAGAUUGGUCAUCGGUGUUCUGAAUGUGAAGUUGAGUCCUGCGACAAUCCCCCUCCCCCUCUUUAUUUUUGGGAUUCGCGUUUGUAAGCCUUCCCAGGUAGUCUGGCCCCUCUGAGCGGCAGGGCUACUAGUCAGCUUCGGUAGGUAGCCCAGAGCUACCCGCGAAUAAGGCUCCUUGGGAGCCAAGUGGCUGACCUGGAGCAGAGGACCGGUUCAGAGCGUCGGGAUUUUUCAUCCACCGGAGCAAAAGUUUAAGCUUUUGUGGCGCUCGUCCUAAAUCAACUGCAACUGUUCUUAACGCAGAAUGGCUCGCCGGUGUUUUAUGUGGGCCCGAGUUUAUUUUGCAAGGCGAGCGCGGGUGGGAACGAGGUGAUAAAUAUCCGUGAACGUCCAAAGCGUGGCGUGUGCGUGUGCAUGGGUGUGUGUGUGUGUGUAUUCAUGUAUAUACAUCAGCUGUGUAAUGGUAGAGCUGGCUCUAUGUAGGAGACCUGCAGAUCACGGUACAGCAAGCCAGGACCAGGACGAGAUGUUGGCCCAUUCCCUCCGACCUGGGCUCCCUUGCGAGCCAGAACUGUCUUGGACCCGGAGGGGCUGGCUUUCCAGGAAACACCCCAGGAGAGGCCGCAGAUCCCAAAUCCCUCGGAGUCCGAUAAAACCCAGGCGAGGAAGACAUUUGCCCCUGCGCUCAGACAGAUUGCUUUUCAAACCCGAGCUGAGCAGGUCGCCUGCGCGGUUCCUUUUCCACUCCAGCCCUCCCCCCUCCUCCUCCCCGCGCCCCCAAGACUUCCCAACCAUUUCAAUUUGUGCUCUGGUAAUGGCUUCACUGAAGGACUAUUUGUGCUGCUUAUUAUACUAUUGUGUUUAUUGAUGAUCUAUAUGGUGGGGGGGUGGCGACGCCGCUUUUAUGCAUCAACUAUAGUGGCUGCCCCUUGGAGCUCAUUAAGUCAUUAAUAGCUACCCCCCCCCUUCUAAGAGAAAGAUCUUCUAACAGUAAUGCUUUCUUUAACGAUUGCUGUUUUCGAAAUGAAGGAACAGGGACUUCCGCCUCCCCCUCCCCUUUUAACGCUUCUCGUAUUUAGUUAGAUUUAAGAAUAAUUAAAUUCUUUUUAUAAAAACAGCGGCUGAUAGACCUGAAGAAUCAGGAGUGAUCCCCGUGCGUGGAGGUCCGUGUGUCUUGCACACCUACUUUAUUUUCAUCCCUGAUUCUUCAUAGGCAGCAGCUGCCGGCUGUGAACAUUUAUGGGGUGUGUCGCCUUAUUUCCCCCCUUACACAUCACAUUCUACUUCUGGGGAUAUACGGCUCAGCCUUCUUCCAGAGACAUCCGCACUUUCUCUUCCAGGGCAGGAUGGGAGGGAGGGAGGGAGGGGGGGGAGAGAAGGUCCCCUUGUCGAUCAUCUGUGUUGUUUGCACACAUGGCCCCGUUUCCUGGAGCAAAUAACCCUUCGGUUUCCUAAGAGCCUUGCGCCUUCCCGAAAGUUUUCGGUGAUCCCACUUCCUCUGCGGAGGUAGUGGGAGAAAGGUGAUGGAGGCGGGGCGAAAUAAACGGGGCAGGAUGCAUUCUCCACCCCCACCCCGUGGUGUGGGGAAACAAACCAGCUUUAUCAGAGAUUCGGUCCCACCGGGGGCUCAAAGGCGGGAUCGGGGCCAGAACCGAUUCUCGCUCAACUUGGCAGAAUCCAUCCUUGCGGAUAUUUUUAAAAAAAUGAUUGCAGUUGUUUUGGGGAGGGGCAUAGCCCACUGGACCUGCGUCGGGUGAAAGGGGUCGAGAGGUAUAGCACUGAAUGCGGGCUGCUACUCUCUCUGCUUCAUUCGUUUUAUAUCGGGGGGGAUUAAUUUUACGACAAAGGCAACGUUUUCCGGGCAAGUCUCAAUUGUCACCACGUGGCUCCGGGGCUCGGCGUUCAUGGUCAUGACCGGUGGCAGGAAUGCUUCGCUUUCAGAACCAGAGGGGGUGCCGUCUAGCCUUCGCUGUGCCUCCUCCUCGCCUACCUCUCCCCCUCGCCCCCCCCUCCCGGCAGUCUCUUCUUUUUUAGUUCGGGUUCCUUAGCCGAUGUCAACAUUCCUUCGCCUUUUUCCACACACACCCCUUCCAGAGGGGCCCCACCUUCAUCCUUCCACAGGAAACCCCCACUCAUUUCAAAAUAAAGACCCUCCCAUAAGUGUCACCCAGAUUAGGAAGAUUCAACACCCACACACCCCAAACAGUUUCUUUUUAAGUAACCAAUCAACGCUGUGCAAUAAAUACAAAUGUAUGUCUAUGUGUUUCAGUUAAUGUGAGAUGAAGCAAAGAGGUUUAUGGUAGGUGAGAGAGAAAUUCAGGUGGAGAAAGUCUAACUAUUUCUCCGUUACCCACUCCAUUGAAGAGAAUUUAUUUCCAAGUCCCUUGACCAUCACCACACUAUCAUGACCCAGCUUUGUAUUGUAAAGGGAGGGAAAAAGAAAGACGUUUUCCGUCAGACAUAGGACCCUGAGUCGCUGAAGUAUGUGUGGUCUGAGGAUCGUGAAGGUACUAGGCAGGGAGUUUGAGGCACCAGAUCAGAUUUAUCAAUAUUGUGCCCGAUGUUUCGUCAUGGUCCCCAGCCCCUACAACUGUCGCCUCUUCUUAGGAACCGGUGAUAUGUUACUCACUGGCUGUUCUUUUUUUAUAUAUUUCACUUUAUUAAGGUUGCAUUUUGAAGGAUGUGGUAGUUGGUUUAUGGGGAGUUUAUGGGACACUGUCAUAACGCGAUGUCGAAUUUAAAUCCGGUCAACUAAGAAUUGAGGGGGGGGGAGAGAAAGAGAGACUGUCUUGUUAAUAUUUUACCUGCCGAGAACAAUUUCUGUCCAUAGUGGGGGGAGGGGAGUGUAGAGAGACUGCUACGCUUUGAAAUACAACACACAAACCACCAGCAAGAAUCUAUUAUCAUAAUCGAGAAUCGUCUCCUUGUCUUGGUACCUGUGCGAGGCUGACGAUUCUCUGUUGUCACAUCAAUGAUAGGAAAGGGAGGAAAUGAUACCUUCUUUUUUUAAAAUAAAAAUUGAAAUAUAUGCAAUAUCCUCUUUCAGAUUGCUUUAAAGUAUUAUUCCGUGUGACUUCUGUUCGUCUUGUGUUAAUUCUCUCAGUGUCUGUGGCUCCGUUCUCUGCUUGGUAUGCCCUAGUCUAGUUUCCCCGUCGCUGUUAAAUACGCAUCGUUCUCAAUAUAGUCCAUAUGUAAUGUUUCUUACCUCAAGCUAUUAUAUGUAGGGCCUAUGCAACUGUCUGUCAUCGCACGUUUCCCCCGGCUUUAUAUAGUCAUGUAAAAAGUUGUUUCACACUAAUAAUGAUGACGAUAAUGAUGAUGAUAAGUUGAAUGUAUUAUGAUGUGAUUUCUGUUAAUAAAUAAAAUGGUUCAAA